AGAGCGUCUGGAGCUGCUGUUCGUCCAGGCCUGGCGAACCAACAUGGAGGGAGAGCUUCUGGCGUUUUUAUUCGGUACGGUGCGGCCCGGUCAUCAGGAUCUCAUCACGAAAGAGCUCACGAUCCCGGUAGCACAGCUGGCGGACGAUCUCCCUCUCGACAUCAUCUCGCAAGACGACGAGCAUCCAGUUCCCCACGUACUUUCUCGCACAUUGACACCUUAUCUUCAGUGGUCGGCCUGCGUAGAAGGAGCCGCAGAGCGCAUCCCGUCGUCGCAGCAACAAUACCUGGAUCCCCGGACGGCUCGCGAUCCUGCCUUCUUCAGGCAUCCUACGACAGAGAAACUUGCGGCCAUCAGAGAAGAAGAGGAGGAGGAAGAGAGUACCGAGAGUGACGAAGACGACGACGGAUUGGAAGAAGGUGGGAGCAGCGACGAAGAACUCGGCGAAGAAGAUGAGACCCCCGAAGAAGGAAGCUAUAGCGAGCAUAGCGAAGGGGAACAAAGCGAAGAAGAAGAAGAAAGUGAGGAAGGAGAAGAGGAGCACGACGAAGAGCCUGCUGGAUCGGAGUGGGAAGCCGUGCCAGAAGAAGCGUUGCGUACGGGUACGGAGGCUGAGGAUCUAGAGGCGGCCCGCAAAACAAAAGAGAUCGCGGUCGGGAAGGAGUUAGAGCUCGCAAGCGCGGCAAGUCUGCAGAUUCACGACGAUCCGAACAGAGAUCCAGAGCCGCCCCGACCUGAAGAUGGCGACCUCGUGGCCACGACUCCGGCCCCAUCAGCGCGGAGACAGAGCCGAUCCCCCUCCUCCUCAACCCGUCCCCCAGUUGGCCAACGUACCGAUACAGGCGAUCGGUCUUCGUCCUCGAUCACUCUCUCGUCGUCCCCUUGACUACCUCACCCUCCGCCAGCUCACCACCCCCAUCACGUUCCCCUCCAAUCCGUUUCCUCGCGACACCUUCCGC
Messenger RNA from Chara braunii, 959 nucleotides. The record is from the annotation of a GenBank genome assembly. Lineage: Eukaryota; Viridiplantae; Streptophyta; Charophyceae; Charales; Characeae.